AUGGCCUUCCGAGAUGAUCACGACCAAGAUCUUCAGAGGGGAAAAUGUAUUAAACCUGAAAUAUUGGAGGCAAUAGAGCAGUCAAGACUUGUGCUUGUGAUACUCUCUAAAAACUACGCUUCUUCUACUUGGUGCUUGGAAGAAGUUGCUAAGGCUGUGGAGUGCAAGGAUAUCAAUGAAGGAUCAGUGAUACCGAUCUUCUAUAAGGUUGAUCCAUCUGACAUACGAAAAUUGAGGGGAAACUUUGGGACAGGCUUUGCUAAAAUUGAGGAAGCUUAUUUGGGUGACAAGAGAGAUAUAAAGAAGUGGAAGGAUGCAAUGAGUAAAGUAGCUGGUCUUGCCGGAAUGGAAUUGAAAGAUGGAUAUGAGACCAAGUUUAUUCAGCAAAUCAUUGGAGAAGUCGAAAAUAAAUUAUGUCCUCGACUGUCCUGUGUUGUAGGCGAUCUUGUGGGAAUGCAUUCCCGUGUUGCAAAUGUAGUUGAAUAUUUAUUCUUAGACAAGAGUGAUGUACGUAGUAUUGGCAUAUGGGGAAUGGGAGGAAUAGGCAAAACAACUAUUGCACAAGCAGUUUAUGACAAAAUCCGAGGCCAAUUUAAUGAUGGAUGUUGUUUUCUUGCCAAUGUCAGAGAAAUUUCAAAAAAGCAUGGUAUGGUAUAUCUACAAAACCAGUUUCUCUGCGAUAUUCUCCAACAGGACAAUUUGAGAAUUAGGGAUGAUCAGAGAGGAGCGAACAUGAUAGAAGAACGACUGAAACAUAAAAAAAUUCUCAUUAUACUUGAUGACGUGGAUGAAAAGGAGCAAUUGGAAAAAUUAGCAGGAUGUCUUGAUUGGUUUGGACGUGAAAGUAGGAUCAUUAUAACAACCAGAGAUGAACAUUUGCUUUUCCAAUAUGGAGUAAAUUCCAUAUAUAGGGUGGAGGGACUAUCAUUUGAUGAGGCUCUCCAACUAUUUUGUUUGAAAGCUUUUAGAAGUAACCAUCCUCCGGCGGAGUUCAAUGAGCUCGUGAAGCAGGUUAUUGGAUAUGCUGGUGGCCUUCCUCUAGCCCUUGAUGUCUUAGGUUCCUUUUUGGCUCAUAGGAGCUUGAAGCAAUGGCGGAGUGCACUAGCUAGACUCAAAGAAUGUCCAGAAGGGAAAAUUUUUGACUGGCUUAGGUUAAGUUAUGAUGGACUACGGCAGAAAGAGAAGGAGAUUUUCCUAGAUAUUGCUUGUUAUUUCAAGGGAAAGGAGAAACCUUAUGUUACAGAAGUUCUGGAUAAUUGUGGCUUGUAUGCAGAUAUCGGAAUCGAAGUCCUUGUCAAUAGAGCUCUUAUCCAUAUCGUGGGCAACAAACUGUGGAUGCAUGAUUUGCUACAAGAGAUGGCCUGGGAAAUUGUUCGUCGUGAGUCUCCUGAAGAGCCAGGAGAACGAAGUCGAGUCUGGCUUUUUGAGGAUGUAUGCCAUAUUCUGUCAAAAAACUCGGGAACAGGAAAAGUCAAAGUCAUAGCCUUGCGAUCUGGGGACUAUAGAACAGUGCGCUUGAAUGGAGAGUCAUUCACAAACAUGACUAACUUAAGAAUUCUUGAUGUUUGUGCCAUCCACCUCUCUUUUGGUUUUAAGCACCUUUCAAAUGAAUUGCGCCUGCUAAGAUGGGACAACUGCAGUCUUAAAUUAUUUCCACCGAGUUUUCUUCCAAAGAAUCUUGUCGAACUCAAUAUGCGGGACAGCCUCCUUUGUAGCCUCUGGAAAGUGGAAAAGGUUUUAGAGAAGUUAAAAGUUAUCAACCUCAGUGGUUCCAAAUCAUUCGUGGAGACUCCAAACUUCAUAUAUGUCCCAAAUCUAGAGAAGCUAAUUCUCAAGAGUUGCAAAGCAUUAUCUCAAGUUCAUCCUUCAAUUGGAAAUCUGGAAAGACUCACUCUACUUGACUUGGGUGACUGUGAAAACCUCACGGAAUUUCCACAUAAUGUAGGUAAUCUAAAAGCUCUUAGAGUUCUUAAUCUUUCUGGAUGUUCAAAUCUUGAAGAAUUGCCUGAGAGCGUUGGGGGCUUAGAGUGCUUAGAGGAGCUUGAUAUUAGUGAAAGUGCCAUAACACAUCUCCCAUCAAGCUUGACGUUCUUACAAAAUCUGAAAAAGUUACGCUUUCAUGUUAGUAAAAGGAGGCCACAAAUUUCUUGGAGGAUAUUGACACGUACGCUAAGAAGAGCUCUGAACUCUAGGCGUCCGUGGUUGCCUUCAUUUUCAGGGCUAUCCUCUUUGACAGAGUUGGAUCUGAGUGGCUGCAAUCUUCUGGAAGGAGAAAUUCCCGGUGAUAUUGACUGCUUACCCUCCUUGAGGUCUUUAGAACUAGCCGAAAACAGUUUUACCACCCUACCAUCAAGCAUUGAACAUAUCUCUGGUCUGAAUUAUCUAGUACUAGAUAAUUGCAAAAAUGUUGAAGUGUUGCCAAGACUUCCAGAAAGCAUAAUCCUUGUGGAAGCUAAUAAGUGCCUCAUAAUGCAAAGGAUAUCAAACCCAUUCAUUAUAUGCACAGAACUUAUGUGGUGUCUCCAUGUCGGCAAUGUGAAAUACCUGAGUGGUUUAGCUACCGGGCGGUUGGACCUUUGUUGA
Eucalyptus grandis is the source of this 2583-nucleotide messenger RNA. RefSeq names its product disease resistance protein RUN1-like. The record is from RefSeq and is a predicted model, not a curated record. The coding region runs from base 1 to 2583 and encodes 860 amino acids. The transcript has 5 exons. Lineage: Eukaryota; Viridiplantae; Streptophyta; Magnoliopsida; Myrtales; Myrtaceae. Gene Ontology annotation, molecular function: protein binding; ADP binding. Gene Ontology annotation, biological process: signal transduction; defense response.